Molecule: messenger RNA, 1411 nt
Organism: Mesitornis unicolor (brown roatelo)
Lineage: Eukaryota; Metazoa; Chordata; Aves; Mesitornithiformes; Mesitornithidae
Gene: ADGRL4
Product: EGF, latrophilin and seven transmembrane domain containing 1
Exons: 9
Biological process (GO): adenylate cyclase-activating G protein-coupled receptor signaling pathway; cell surface receptor signaling pathway
Cellular component (GO): membrane
Molecular function (GO): G protein-coupled receptor activity
Source: RefSeq, a predicted model, not a curated record
CACUCAAGGUUUUUGCUUUUGAUUCACACCACAUGAAACACAUUCACCCUCACGUAUACAGGGGGGGAGAUUACGUAAAGAUCUCUCCAAAGAAGAGAGAGGAAUCUCAUCCUAAUGGCACCGUUGCAGUUGUCUUUCUGCGGUAUAGCAAUAUUGGUUCUUUGCUUUCAUCGCCGAAAAACAGCUCCUUGAAAGAUACUUCAGAGCAGAGACAGACAGUAAGCUCAUCAGUUAUAGCUGUUGCAAUUAGCUCAAAUCCACCUACGCUCUAUGAGCUCGAGAAAAUAACAUUUACCUUAAAGUAUGCCAAGACUGCGGAUAAAGAUAUUAAAUGUGCGUUUUGGAACUACACAGCAGACACAAUGAAUGGCAACUGGGCUACAGAAGGCUGUGAGCUGACACAUUCCAACUCCACUCAUAUCUCAUGCAAAUGUAAUCAUCUGACUCAUUUUGCCGUUCUGAUGUCCUCAGGUGGCUCUGUUGGUGUUACAAAUUAUAACAUUCUUACAAGAAUCACUCAGCUAGGAAUAAUUAUUUCGUUGAUUUGCCUCUCCAUGUGCGUUUUUACAUUCUGGUUCUUCAGUGAAAUUCAGAGCACUAGAACGACAAUUCACAAAAACCUCUGCUGCAGCCUUUUCCUGGCGGAACUGAUCUUUCUGAUUGGAAUUAAUAUGAACAAUAAUAAGCUCUUCUGUUCAAUUACUGCCGGAUUACUCCAUUAUUUCCUCCUAGCUGCCUUUGCGUGGAUGUGCAUUGAAGGUAUUCACCUUUACCUUAUAGUUGUGGGAGUCAUCUACAACAAGGGUUUCUUGCACAAGAAUUUCUAUGUCUUUGGCUAUGUCAGUCCAGCCGUGGUUGUUGGAAUCUCUGCUGCACUGGGAUAUAAGUACUAUGGCACCACAGAAGUAUGUUGGCUCAGCACAAAGAAUAACUUUAUAUGGAGUUUUAUAGGACCAGCAUGUCUAAUAAUUCUUGUUAAUUUGUUGGCUUUUGGAGUGAUUAUUUAUAAAGUAUUUCGACACACUGCAAUGUUAAAGCCAGAAGUUAGUUGUUAUGAAAAUAUAAGAUCCUGUGCCCGAGGUGCUCUUGCUCUCCUGUUCCUCCUUGGGGCUACCUGGAUCUUCGGGGUCCUCCACGUCAUCCAGGGAUCCGUGGUUACCGCCUAUCUUUUUACAAUCUUCAACGCAUUCCAGGGGAUGUUCAUCUUCAUUUUCCUUUGCGUGUUGUCUAGGAAGAUUCAGGAAGAGUAUUAUAGGUUGCUCAAAAAUGUUCCUUGCUGUUUCGGCUGCUUGAGAUAAAUGGAAGGAAAACAUGCAUCAGCAAUUCAGUGGAAGAAGGGAGCAACCUAGACGAUGUUGUUAUGGAUAUUACAGAAAAAUAUGGUAUUGUGAAAGUAUGAAAUGACCCAGUG